Rhododendron vialii is the source of this 1612-nucleotide messenger RNA. Its product is annotated as homeobox-leucine zipper protein HAT5-like. Lineage: Eukaryota; Viridiplantae; Streptophyta; Magnoliopsida; Ericales; Ericaceae. Gene Ontology annotation, cellular component: nucleus. The coding region runs from base 516 to 1172 and encodes 218 amino acids. The transcript is spliced from 4 exons. Gene Ontology annotation, molecular function: sequence-specific DNA binding; DNA-binding transcription factor activity, RNA polymerase II-specific. Gene Ontology annotation, biological process: positive regulation of DNA-templated transcription. The record is from RefSeq and is a predicted model, not a curated record.
AUAUUUUUGGGCCGGAGAAUCAUUUAGUAGGAACCACUGCCUCUAUAAAACGCGGUGGUCUCCCCUCUCCCAUUUCUAGCCGGAAAAACUCUCCGACAAGAAACAAUACAGUCAAAGUAGAGAGAGAGAGAGAGAGAGAGAGAGAGAGAGGGAUUUAAUAGUAGUACGUUUCAUAAUUUCUUGACAUUGUUGGCUCGCUUUUACUAUACCUUUACUAUAAGCUCUGAUUGCUCCCAAAUCCCACAUCAUUCCACUAGAAUUCCUCUCCGCCGUGAAAUUCCUGAAGGUGAGGUUGAUAAAAAUUGGUUUACCGUUAUGGGUGUUGGUAUAUUUCCGUUGCAAACGCCGGCGAGGCUGCUGUGGAGCACCAGUUUCUUCCGCCACAAGCUCAUGCUCUUCUAACAUCACGUCCGCCCUCUGUAUAUAUACGCACAUCUAUAUCUAUAUAUAGAUAUCCUGUAUCCGAUCUUUGUUCUUGGGUUUGGAUUGUUGGGUUUUUGCUGUAAUUUUGGGGUAUGGAUUCUGGCCGCCUGUUCUUCGACACAUCGGGAUACGGGAACACGCUGUUCUUCGGGAAUUGCGAUCCCAUUUUUCGAGGAACACAAUCGGUGAUGAGUGUGGGGGAAACCCUGAAGAGGCGACCUUUUUUCAGCUCGCCGGAGGAACUGUUCGACGAAGAAUAUUAUGACGAGCAGUGGCCGGAUAAGAAACGCCGCCUCACUCCUGAGCAGGUACACCUGCUGGAAAAGAGCUUUGAAGAAGAUAACAAGCUGGAGCCAGAGCGCAAGACCGAGCUGGCACAAAAGCUGGGGAUGCAGCCCAGGCAGGUGGCGGUGUGGUUCCAGAACCGCCGUGCAAGGUGGAAGACCAAACAGCUCGAAAGAGACUUCGAUCGCCUCAAGUCAUCGUAUGAAUCCCUUUUAUCUGACUACAACUCCAUUAGCAAGCAGAAUGAGAAGCUCAAAGCUGAGAUGCUUUUGCGACUGGAUUUGUUUGCCAUCAAAUCAAAUGCUAUGAUUAAACUAAGACUUGAGGAGUUGCUAAUCAUUGACUCGGAUAUGAACUUAAAAAUGUGCAACAUGAAUCUAUUUUCAAUGCCAAUUCUUAAGGUUUUUGUCAUGCCGUUGUUUCCACUGUUUGUAUCUGCAGUUGUGUGUCUUUUACACUGUUGAUGCUACCGUAAAGAAAAGAAGCGUAAAUAGUUUCAAAUUAAACCAAUUUUUUGGUACUGUUAGUUGUAGUUCGAAGCUGAGGUUUGGAUCAGACAACUCAAUCCUAAUCUCAUGCACGCGCCUGCCUGCCGGAAGAUGAUCGGGACCUACUUGUAGUGGGUCCUAGACUCCUAGCAAUGAGAAUCUUCCUUAGCCACGAAUAUGUAGAUGUGUGUCUGUAUGUGUGUUUUGGAACAUUUAGCUCAACAGAUUAGAUUCUGUUAUCUGGAACUUAUCAAAAGGAAAACAGCAUAUGUUCUAAACCCCACCCCGAAUUUAAAAGUGGAUUUCAUCCUCUAAGAGGAAUAUACCUUAGAUCUCAAGAAAGUGAAAUAUAUUUUAGAUUUGACACUAGGGUCUUCCGGCAAUUUUAGUACUAUCUACGAUUGCUUUUGGGAUGU